AUGACAAGACCGGCAGUUGAAUACCGCGGAACGUACCCAGAUGCCGUGAGCCAGGGCAAAAAAGUCCGUUGGAGCCAGCCCUAUAAAUACCCAUCAAGCCGAGCACCUGUGGCUCAGUCUGGAGCAGAACUUGGGAGAUUGAGAAAGAAGUACAGCAAGGAAAAGUCCAGAGCCAGAGCAGUGUUGGAGACAGACCCCAAAACUGUUCAGGAUCUGACUGCUGUGGUUCAUACACCUCUCCAGCAGAUGCAGGACAAAUUUCAGACCAUGUCAGACCAGAUAAGUGGCCGAAUUGAUGAUAUGAGCAGUUGCAUUUAUGACCUGGAGAAAAACAGUGCUGGCCUGAUGACCCAAGCAGGGGUGGAAGAAAUAGAAGGGCAAAAUAAAACACCAACUACACGUAAUAAAGAUUUUGUUAAUCAUUUAGAGUGA
Gracilinanus agilis (Agile Gracile Mouse Opossum) is the source of this 432-nucleotide messenger RNA. RefSeq names its product heat shock factor-binding protein 1-like. The record is from RefSeq and is a predicted model, not a curated record. Gene Ontology annotation, molecular function: transcription corepressor activity. Gene Ontology annotation, biological process: cellular heat acclimation. The transcript is spliced from 2 exons. NCBI's taxonomy places the organism in Eukaryota, Metazoa, Chordata, Mammalia, Didelphimorphia, Didelphidae. Gene Ontology annotation, cellular component: cytosol; nucleus. Bases 1 to 432 code for a protein of 143 amino acids.